This is a messenger RNA of Heterobilharzia americana, 1477 nucleotides long. The record is from the annotation of a GenBank genome assembly. NCBI's taxonomy places the organism in Eukaryota, Metazoa, Platyhelminthes, Trematoda, Strigeidida, Schistosomatidae.
AAAUUUUGCAAAAUAUGCAGAAUAAAUGGGAACAUAUGUAAGUAAGUGUUAUUUGUUUAUUUAAGGGGAACAUGAUACCAGUAGGUAACAAAUUGAGUUUGUGUUAUAAGAGUGAUAAUCAAGCAUUGUAAAUGAAACGGAAACAUUCAUAAUACUGUGAAGCAAAGUAAGAGAAUUUGAAAUGAAUUAAAAAAACUGGAGACAUAUGAGGCAGCUUGACAUGAGACUAAUCAGUGUUCAAGCCAUUGAGAUGCUUUAUUAGUUAAUCACGUUAGGGCUAUGGUAGAGGAGAUUUAACAAACUGACAAGGCUUCUGCAACAUACAGUAAGUAGGUGGAGACGUAAACGUUUCUCAAGGUUUGGUUGGAUCUUGUGACUACUAUUGGAUGAGGUAUUCGAGGCUGAAUGUCCAGUAUCGACCAAAAAAUGUAUGCAAAAUAGAUGAGUUCAUUGAUCUUCUUUCCGCCUCAUUCAACAACUAUAUGAAGAUGCCACAUGCCAAGUAAUUCACAAUGGGAAGCUCAGUGAUGCUUUUGAAGUGAAGACAGGAGUGAAACAAGGUUGCCUACUAUCCCCCAUGAUAUUCCUGAUUGUGGUGGACUGGAUCAUGCAGCAAACAGUAGGCAGCGAGAAGAGGGGGAUACACUGGACUGCGGAAAAGAACCUAGAGGACUUGGAUUUCGCCGAUGACUUAUGCCUAAUGUCACAUAAACUUGAAGAUCUGCAGGCAAAAACUAACAAGUUGACAGAAGAGGCAGCCAAGACGGGACUUCAGGUGAAUAUAGAGAAGACAGAAGUGAUGAAGAUACCGCACCACCACCAUCAACAACAACAACAACAAACUCCAAUCACCGUCAACGGGAGAAACUUAAAGGAAGUAACCUCCUUCACUUAUCUAGGAAGCACUGUUUCAACCACAGGCUGGACGGACGAGGAUGUCAAAGUGAGAAUCGGAAAAGCAAGACAGGCGUUCAUUAGCCUGAAACCAGUGUUGAGAUCUUCUGCACUCAGCAUGCGGAGCAAGAUACGGAUUUUCAACACCAACGUCAAGUCAGUGCUUCUGUAUGGUUCAGAGACUUGGCGCGUCACGAAAGGGAUUUCCAAUAAACUACAGACAUUCAUCAACAACUGCCUACGCUCGCUACUGAAGAUCAGAUGGCCAGAAAGAAUAAGCAACAAGGAGCUCUGGGAACGAACCAACCAAGAACCUAUCAGUCAACAAAUAUGCAGGAGGAAGUGGAGAUGGAUUGGCCAUGCACUGAGAAGGCUGACUGAGGACAUCACGCGUCAGGCCUUCCAGUGGAAUCCCCAUGGGAAGCGACGAGUUGGACGUCCGAGGUGAGGGUGACAUGGAGGAGAUCGUGCGAGGAGGAAAUGAGAGCUUCUGGGCUGUCGUGGAACCAGGUUCAAGAGAUCUCAGAGAACAGAGGUCACUGGAGACGUGCUACUGAAGCCCUAUGUUCCACUAGGAACCCAA